AUGAAUUAGCGCUCAUUUGAUACAUAGAGUUUAUGCAGAAAAUCUAAGAAAAUUGAUAAGAAAGAUGACAAGUCAUAUUGGCAGUAAUUAGAAAAUUCAGCAAACAGUAAAUUUGGUAGGAUAAGAGGUCCUAAAAAGAUAAUAGAUUGUUUCGAAAAAAAUAAAUCCUUUGUUUACUUAGUUGAAGAUUGCGAUGGAAAAAAAAAGCUUAUCCCAGAUUUAGUGUUAGAAGAAAAAUUCCCAUAGUUUAUGAUUAAGUACUUGGAAGAGAUAAUUUAAUUCAAUUGA
Molecule: messenger RNA, 288 nt
Organism: Paramecium tetraurelia
Lineage: Eukaryota; Ciliophora; Oligohymenophorea; Peniculida; Parameciidae
Exons: 2
Source: RefSeq, a predicted model, not a curated record